AUGAUAUCUGCUAAUUCACAAAAUCAAGCUAUAUUUGGUGAGAGACAACAUGGGGUAGAUGUUCGUAAUAGUAACUUGGUGGCAGUAAUGUCCAUAGCAAAUAUAUUAAAGUCAUCUUUAGGACCUCAAGGUUUGGAUAAGAUGCUUGUUGACGAUAUUGGUGAAGUGGUUGUAACAAAUGAUGGUGCUACUAUUUUGAGUCAGUUAGAGGUUAAGCAUCCAGCUGCACAAAUAUUAGUUGACUUAAGUGCUUUGCAAGAUAGUGAAGUUGGUGAUGGAACUACAACAGUAGUUUUGUUAGCAGCAGAGUUACUUCGUAGAGGGACAGCUUUAGUAGCAUCUGGAUUUCAUCCAUCAAAUGUAAUAUCAGGAUAUAAAUUAGCUUUGCGAGAAUGUGUUCGCUAUAUUUCAGAUUCUCUAACUAUUAAAGAAGGGAUAAAUAAUGAAUGCUGUUUAAAUGUUGCUAAAACUGUUCUAUCUUCGAAAUUAGCUGGGGUAGAUGCAGACUAUUUUGCAAAGUUAGUAGUUGAUGCAAUAACAAAUGUAAAAGUUUUAGAUUCAAUUACUGGUGCUCCAAAAUAUCCGGUAAAUGCACUAAAUAUACUUAAAACUCAUGGUAAAGGUGUUUGGGAGUCUUCAUUAGUUGAAGGUUAUGCUUUAUCUCAUACUAGUAGAGCAUGCCAAGGAAUGCCAAUGAGUAUUACAAAUGUUAAGGUUGCUUGUCUAGAUUUUCCAUUAAAACAACAUAGAAUGCAGAUGGGAGUUCGUGUAGAGAUAGAAAAUCCUCAGGAAUUAGGACGUAUUAGACUAGAAGAGAAGGAGAUUGUACAUAAACGUAUAGAGAAGAUAUUAGCUACUGGAUGUAAUGUAGUUUUAACUUCUGGUGGCAUAGAUGACCAAUAUUUGAAAUAUUUUGUGUCUGCAGGCUGUAUAGCUAUUAGAAGAGUUGAUAAGAAGGAUCUGCGUAGAAUUGCUAAAGCUACAGGGGCUACAAUUUGUUUAACAAUGGCCCAGUUGGAUAAUUUGGAGGAAAGUUUCGAUCCAGCUUAUUUGGGAGAAUGUCAACAAGUGAGAGAAGAAAGGCUUGGGGAUUGGGACUAUAUAAUGUUUUUAGGAUGCAAAACACAUAGGGCAGCUUCCAUAAUCCUUCGUGGUGCCAAUGAGGUCUUAUUAGAUGAACUUGAACGCUCCUUACAUGAUGCUUUAUGCUCAGUAUCAAAACUUUUGGAAUCUAAUGGAUUAGUUGCAGGAGGUGGUGCUGUUGAAACAGCACUAAGUAUUUACUUGGAAGAUUUCGCUCGCACACUUGGUUCAAGAGAGCAGCUAGCAAUAGCAGAAUUUGCUGAAGCUCUACUAGUUAUUCCAAAGACUUUGGCUAUUAAUGCAGCCAAAGAUGCAACAGAUCUGAUUUCAAAGCUCAGGGCUGCUCAUGCUACAGCACAGCUUGGAACUCGUGAUCAAUUUCAGAUAUACUCUAUGACAAAUGUGGAUAAAAUGAUGCAAGAGAUGAGAUAUCAAUAUUAUGGUUUGGAUUUAACUAUGGGGAUUAUUAGAGAUAGUAUUCAAGCAGGAGUAUUAGAACCUGCAGUCAGUAAGAUAAAAUCACUUCGUUUUGCAACAGAAGCUGCUAUAACUUUACUUAGAAUUGAUGAUCACAUUAAAGUUAAACCUUUAGAAGUCCGAAAUGAACCUGAAUAA
Molecule: messenger RNA, 1698 nt
Organism: Cryptosporidium muris RN66
Lineage: Eukaryota; Apicomplexa; Conoidasida; Eucoccidiorida; Cryptosporidiidae
Product: T-complex protein 1, alpha subunit, putative
Exons: 1
Coding region: 1-1698 (565 amino acids)
Biological process (GO): protein folding
Cellular component (GO): chaperonin-containing T-complex
Molecular function (GO): ATP hydrolysis activity; ATP-dependent protein folding chaperone; ATP binding
Source: RefSeq, a predicted model, not a curated record